Alternaria postmessia is the source of this 1638-nucleotide messenger RNA. RefSeq lists its product as uncharacterized. Gene Ontology annotation, cellular component: membrane. The transcript is spliced from 2 exons. Gene Ontology annotation, molecular function: myo-inositol:proton symporter activity. Gene Ontology annotation, biological process: transmembrane transport. NCBI's taxonomy places the organism in Eukaryota, Fungi, Ascomycota, Dothideomycetes, Pleosporales, Pleosporaceae. The record is from RefSeq and is a predicted model, not a curated record. Bases 1 to 1638 code for a protein of 545 amino acids.
AUGGCUCAAACUUCAUCGGACACGAAGAAAGUCGACAUUUUCAACGAGAGGUCUUCUAGCAUCGACAAGAUUGAAGAUAUUACGACUGCACGCGAACAUGCGGAACAAAUCGCAAAUCUCUCUGGUAUUGAGGCCACAGCCGCUUCAAAGGCUGCUUGGCUGAUCUCCAUGACCGUUUCUCUCGGUGGUCUCCUUUUCGGCUACGAUACUGGCUACAUCUCUUCGGUCCUCGUCACUAUCGGCACAUCUCUCGGCCACGAACUCACUUCCUCCGAGCAAGAACUUGUCACCUCGCUUACUUCUGGGGGAGCACUCGUAGGAGCCGUUAUUGCUGGCAUGAUUGCCGACAAAUACGGUCGCAAGCUACCCAUUUUCUUGGCCUGCGGUGUCUUCGUCAUUGGUACAGUACUCCAGACGGCCGCAUACCAUCUCCCACAAUUUGCUAUAGGCCGCUUCGUUGUAGGCCUUGGCGUCGGUUCGGCGGCUAUGGUAGUCCCUCUCUACAUAUCCGAAUUAGCACCAGCCAAGUAUCGCGGCCGCAUGAUCGCUUUCAAUAACAUGAGUGUUACGUUCGGUCAACUACUAGCCUCAGCCAUCGGUGCCGGCUUCGCGCAAGUUGGAGGCGCCAACUCGCAGGCAUGGAGGGCAACAGUUGGCAUUGGUGCGGCACCCGCAAUCCUCCUCGCCGGCCUUUUGACUCUCUGCCCUGAGUCUCCCCGUCAAUUAGUCGCACAUGGCAAAGCAGACGAAGCCAGUGUCAUCCUUACACGUCUCUAUCCGACUUCGACUGAAGAGCAGCGCCGUGCGAAGAUUAUGAGCAUAGAGAUGAGCAUCAACGAGGCUACACAAACAAUGGUAGACGACUCAGUGUUCAAGACGCUAGCCCGCAUCUUCACGACCGGAUCCACAUUUCGCGCUGUAUUUGUAGCAUGCACAAUCAUGGCCAUCUCUCAAUUGUCUGGCUUCAACACGCUCAUGUACUACUCCGCAACUCUCUUCAAGAUCGUAGGGUUUAACAACGCCACCGCUGUCGCCAUCACCGUUUCCGCUACGAACUUUAUCUUCUCGCUCGUCAACCUUGUCAUCGUCGACAAGUUCGGUCGCCGUCGCAUACUCUUGGUGACAGUCUUGGGAAUGAGUAUCUGUCUCGUCAUUGCUGCCGUCAGCUUCUCUUACAUCCCAAUCGACUUACACACUUUGGCUGUUCAGAGCGAUGAGAUCGGCUGGCCAGGUUAUGUGCUCAUUGCUACAAUCAUCAUCUUUGUUGGCUUUUACUCUAGUGGAGUCGCAACUGUCGCAUGGAUCGGCACCGAGUUGAUCCCCAUGGAGGUUAGGGCGGUUGGUACGAUGCUCAACACAGUCACAUGUUGGAGUACCAACAUUAUUAUCGCCUCAACCUUCCUUUCUAUGAUGAAGGGUAUUACUCCAUCAGGGGCCUUUGGCUUCUAUGCAGGCAUCUGCUUUGCCGGUUGGCUCUUUGUCAUCUUCUGCUUCCCAGAAGUCAAGGGAAUGCCGCUCGAGGCUAUCCGUGAGGUGUUUGAACAUGGCUUUGGUGUCAGAUAUGCGAGAAAGUGGCAGAAAGAGAACAAGGAGUUUGCUAAGAUCAAUGCGGGUAACUCACAAGCUUUCGGGCAUUGA